GUAAACAUUUGAAAGUAUGCAAUCGAAAUUCGUUGGAUUUAAAUGAUUGUAUAGCUGAAGCUGUUCGUGACGGAAUCGAAAAAAUGGCGACAGGCAUCGAGGAGCUUGAUAUACCACCCCUGGAUCCGUUUUUCCAAGACGAACUUAAAGUCGAAUAUAAAAACAACCAGAUCGCAGUAAAGAUGUUAAUUAAAAACAUUUACGUGGAAGGGCUUAAAGGAUCAACAGUACACGACGCGAGGGUGAGAGCAGACGAAGAUAAUUUCUACAUGGAAGUAGACUUAAGUGCCCCAAGUAUAGUUAUUCGUGGGGAUUUCAAAGGUGAAGGCCAAUACAACGCGUUAAAGGUCAAAGCAUACGGAGAUUUCAACACGAGCAUGUCUGAUUUAAUAUUUACGUGGAAAUUAGACGGAGUUCCCGAGAAAAACGGUACGGAUACAUACGUACGGAUAAAAUCGUUCUACAUGCGGCCAGACGUGGGAAAUAUGAUCUCUCACUUGAACAAUGAAAAUCCGGAAACUAGAGAAUUGACGAAUCUAGGAACGAGUUUCUUGAACCAAAAUUGGAGAGUGCUGUACCGCGAGCUUCUCCCAUACGCACAAUCUAACUGGGACAAAAUUGGCACAAACGUAGCUAAUAAGAUUUUCUCAAAAGUACCCUAUGAUCAGAUAUUUCCUAGCGGUACAUAAAUUUUCCUUAAAUAAUUAAAAGUUCUGUGAUAUUUUGUUUUUUUAGUAAGAUGAUGUAUCUUUAUUAGGUAUAUAGGUAUGACGGGUAAAAUUUGAUUUAUUAGGCAUAGAGAUUAGAACAUAAUUAGAAGCAAUAAACAUUCAAAGCAAAUUAAAUCUGUCUCCAAAUUGAGUUGCCAGUAUGUUAAACCUUGGGAUCAUCUUACUGACAAUAUGACAGCUUAAGUCGAACAAACUGCCUAAUUUCAAGAUACACCUAUUUUAAAUAGUAAAAAGUUUUUAGAAAUUUAAUUAUGAAAUAACUGGUUGGUUAAUAUGAAAAUAGGAUAUGAAAAUGCAUUUUGAGCCAUAAAAUAUCCUUCAAGCAGGUUUCGAUAACAUACUGAUCGGUUCGCGGUGCCAGAUAUACUUAAAUCAUUUUCAACCUAGUAAUAUAUAUUUUUAAAUUGUCAAUCAACUUUUGGACAAUUUUGGUGUAUGGGAUGGCUCUGAAAAAUAGCCUGGAAACUCGUGUAUGGCCAGACGCAGCCCAGACGAGUCUAUGGUUAGCCUGAUUAUAUCGUCGCUUAUUUUUGUAGUGUCAGGUUUUCAGCUGAAACUACCUAGUGUAGUAUGCACUAUAGCACACAGUAAUUAUUGUAAUUAUUAAUAAUUUUGAGAAAAUAAAUAAUAUAUGAUGAGAAA
Molecule: messenger RNA, 1373 nt
Organism: Bombyx mandarina (wild silkworm)
Lineage: Eukaryota; Metazoa; Arthropoda; Insecta; Lepidoptera; Bombycidae
Product: juvenile hormone binding protein an-0147
Biological process (GO): multicellular organismal reproductive process
Source: RefSeq, a predicted model, not a curated record